AUGUUACGUGAAAACACACCCAUGGAGGAAUUGAUCAACUAUAUCAUUGCUCUUCAACUAGCUCAGGAAGCUGCUCCCGUAAGGACUUGGGAACUAGCUCAGGAAGCUGCUCCCGUAAGGACUUGGGAAGUUCUUGGUGAUGGGGGUUCAUCGAGUGGCACUGCCACGGCUAAUGUGGGGGAGAAGUCAAAGUCAAAGGGUAAAGGAAUAAAAAUUGAAGAGAAGAAGGCAUCUCCAGACUUUGUUGACAGAGGGAAGAAACGUCAAAGACCCCGAUAUGUGGGAGGCUCAAGUUCGAUGAUGGAAACCCCGAGGAUGCAAGAUGAGCCCGGACAUGUGGGAGGCUCAAGUUCGAUGAUGGUAACCCCGAGGAUGCAAGAUGAGCCCGGACAUGUGGGAGGCUCAAGUUCGAUGAUGGUAACCCCGAGGAUGAUGCAAUAUGAGCCCGGACAUGUGGGAGGCUCAAGUUCGAUGAUGGUAACCCCGAGGAUGAUGCAAUAUGAGCCCGGACAUGUGGGAGGCUCAAGUUCGAUGAUGGUAACCUCGAGGAUGAUGCAAUAUGAGCCCGGACAUGUGGGAGGCUCAGGUUCGAUGAUGGUAACCCCGAGGAUGAUGCAAUAUGAGCCCGGACAUGUGGGAGGCUCAAGUUCGAUGAUGCUAACCCCGAGGAUGCAAUAUGAGUCGAAACGGAGAGCAUCCGAGUUCCCCAGUGUAAUGCAGCCAAGUUUGUCGAGGCGAAGACCUUAUUUCUUCUACGCAAACCUGGGAGAGCUGUCUUUCGAAUGGAGGUGUAAGGUCUCUAAGUUCCUGUUUGAAAUUCAACAAGUGAAUGUGGAUACUAGUAUGUUCUCCGGGUUUCACAGGAAAGAAGUAUACGUGCAUGACCUCCCAACUGAAAACAGGUGUGGUAUACUCACACAGCCAAAAUUGAGUAUGUUUGAUGAAAAAAACCCUGAAAAGUUAGAGUAUCUGAUGGGGUAUCCGCCGUACCACACUGCUGGUGUAAAGUUGGCUGAAAGAUUGAAGUUGCUUGAUUAUUGCUUCCAAACCGAUACAUUGGGUUACCACAUCUCAGGGAUCAAGGCUCAGUUUCCUGACGGGGUAAGACUUCUAUCACUCUUCAGUGGAGUCGGUGGUGCUGAAAUCGCCUUAAGCCGCUUGAGGAUUCAUCUGAGAUGUGUUGUCUCUGUUGAGCACUGCGGAUUGAGCCGGAACAUACUGAAGAGAUGGUGGCAGACUUCAAGACAAACCGGAGAGCUUGUGCAGAUUGAAGACAUCGCUAGCGUAAGGACAAAGACGCUGGAGGAUUUGGUGGAGAGGUUUGGAGGUUUUGACCUGAUCAUCUGCCAAAACCCACCAGCACCAGCUGAUCUCUCUGAAGGAAGCUCGGGAACCAAAGCCUGUGCAUUUCAGUAUCUGCUGUUCCAAGAGUGCGUUCGCAUCAUAAGGCGUGCUAGAGAUGUGAUGGAGUUAUAA
Molecule: messenger RNA, 1476 nt
Organism: Thlaspi arvense
Lineage: Eukaryota; Viridiplantae; Streptophyta; Magnoliopsida; Brassicales; Brassicaceae
Source: the annotation of a GenBank genome assembly